Vigna angularis (adzuki bean) is the source of this 1350-nucleotide messenger RNA. RefSeq names its product E3 ubiquitin-protein ligase ATL31. The record is from RefSeq and is a predicted model, not a curated record. The coding region runs from base 297 to 1193 and encodes 298 amino acids. The transcript has a single exon. Lineage: Eukaryota; Viridiplantae; Streptophyta; Magnoliopsida; Fabales; Fabaceae.
AUUAGUUUUGAAUUUGUAAUCGGCUGAAAAGACAAAAAUUAUUAUUAGUUUACCAUCCAAGAUUUGCCGCAAGUAUUUUACCCACAAAACUAGGUUCCUCUCUCCCUUCAAAUCCAUGUUCUGUUGCUCCUAGUUUUCCGUUUCCCCAUCGCAUCUUUUUCCAUUUUCCAUUCAAACAAAACCAGCACAACAUAUCAUCCAAAACACAAAAACCCUUUUCUUCUUAUAUUUAUUCAACCACCAUUCUCCCACCAACCAUUUACAAAUUGCAACCAACAACAACCUUAAUUUCUCAAAUGAACAUCAUAGUACUCUUCAUUUUCCUACCAUCAUUGCUUUCUUCAGUUUCCUGCACCCCACGCGGUCAAUCCUCUUCACCGGAAACGCUUAAUGAGGCCGCCGUCAAAGCAACGCUUUUCAUGUCACUCGUCAUCUUCGUUUUCGCCCUUCUCAUCACCGCAUUCUGCUUCGUCUUCAUCCGCUGCAUAUCCAACCGAAAUCGCGCCCUUCCACAAGUCACGCGCGGACUCGACCCGCGCGUGCUCUCCACGUGCCCCGUCAUGUCCUACUCCGCGUUGAAACUGAAUCACCCCAAAGCGGUGCAAAACGCCCCGUUUCAAUGCGCGGUGUGUCUGGCGGACUUCGCCGACGACGACACGCUCCGGCUGCUGCCGAAGUGCGGUCACGUGUUCCACACGCGCUGCAUCGAGGAGUGGCUGGCUGCGCACGUGACGUGCCCCGUGUGCCGCAGCGACGUGAGCGCGGAAACAGGGGAUGCAUGUGUGCGGAACGUGCUGGAGGAGGAAGAUUCUGUAAGAGAUUUUGGUGUUCUUGUUAGGUCGCAUUCUACGGGUCACUCUUUAGAGGGCUUUUCCAUCAAAGUUCCCGAGGAAGCGAAGAAGAAGGUUCUAGAAGAUGAGGAAUGUGGAAAUUCCACGAAGAUGAAUCGUUCUUCAAGUUACGACGUCGUUUUGGGGAUUGAAGAAGGGGGUGUAGGUAGCACUACUACUACUGCUACUACAACUAGGACUAAUGAUAAUAAUAACAGUUGGAUUUUGUGGACUUCUCAACCUAUUGAUUCUGGUGAUUCGGAGAUUCCGAAGUUUUGGGGUGCUUCAAUGGUGAGAGAAGAUAAAGAAAAAGGAAAAGUGAAAGAGUUUGAUGGAAGAACAUUUUUCGAUUGUGAAGUUUGAUUUAGCAUGUGUUUUUUUUUUUGGAAGGGACGAGGAAAAAAUGUUGCGGUUUGUUGUACAGUAGGUAGGGUUUUAAAAAGUAUUAAUUUUCUUUUUAACAUGUAGUUUGAUCUCAGAUAGAUUAAAAUGUAUAGAAAAUACUUAUUAUUGAUUCUCA